Molecule: messenger RNA, 678 nt
Organism: Ostertagia ostertagi
Lineage: Eukaryota; Metazoa; Nematoda; Chromadorea; Rhabditida; Trichostrongylidae
Source: the annotation of a GenBank genome assembly
AUGGCCACCAUUACCUUCAACAGCAAAAAAACCAACCUUGGAGCUGUGCUGAAAAGCAUAGCUUUAGCGGGAUACGAUAACCAGGAUUUCCUUGCACCCGAUGCAGCCUACAAUUCGCUGCCCGAUUGCUGCAAAUACGAAAGAGAAAAAAAAACUGCGGUGAAAGUAGUACCAAAAGAAACGGCCAUGCCAGAGAUGAACCACCAGGAGCAUAAAGAAGCUGCUGGGGUAGUCAACCCGGCGCAGGCAAAUCCGUUCCAGGCUAUUUAUAGCAGUUAUUUUGCCAUAAAAGAUGCGUUGGUAAAAGCAGAUGCAGCUGAUGCUACCGCAAAGGCCGCCAUGCUGGUUGCAGCAUUGGACGCUGUAAAAAUGGAAACCCUGAAAGCCGGUGAACAUACCGUUUGGAUGAAGGAACUAAAAGAUCUGAAAACCGCUGCCAAACAAAUUGCCGGAUCAACAACAAUAGAAAAACAAAGGGCCUCCUUUGCUGCGCUUUCACCACAUGUAUAUGCGUUGGCAAAAGCAUCGGCCCCCAUAGAAAAAACAUACUACCAAAACUGCCCCAUGUACAACGAUGGCAAAGGUGCCAACUGGUUAAGCAAAGAAAGCGGUAUCAAAAAUCCGUAUUACGGUGCUAUGAUGCUCAGCUGCGGCAAAACGGUAGAGGAAAUACAAUAA